Spirometra erinaceieuropaei is the source of this 399-nucleotide messenger RNA. NCBI's taxonomy places the organism in Eukaryota, Metazoa, Platyhelminthes, Cestoda, Diphyllobothriidea, Diphyllobothriidae. The record is from the annotation of a GenBank genome assembly.
AUGGCAGAAGGCCAAGACGGGGACGUCGCCUUUGCAAUACGGAAAAACAUCGUGGGACGACUGCCCUGUCUGCAACAGGGCAUCAACGAUCGACUGAUGAGCCUGCGUCUGCCUCUUCGGGAACCCAACUUCAACACCAUCAUCAGCGCCUACGCCCCAGCAAAGGCUGGCUGUGAUGGGACAAUGACCAAGUUCUACGAGGAUCUGUACACUUUUCAGGCGGUUGUGCCAAAGGCGGAUAAGUUGAUUAACCUCGGUGACUUCAGGGCCUGCGCCGGGACAUACUGUCCUGCCUGGAGGGAGUGUUGGGUCUUCACGAAAUCGCCGGUUUCAACAGCAAUGGCUUCCUCUCCCUCUUUCUUCUCCUGCAAACCUGCGGUGAACACCACCUCCUGCUGA